Molecule: messenger RNA, 3972 nt
Organism: Topomyia yanbarensis
Lineage: Eukaryota; Metazoa; Arthropoda; Insecta; Diptera; Culicidae
Gene: pot
Exons: 9
Coding region: 378-3107 (909 amino acids)
Source: RefSeq, a predicted model, not a curated record
CAACUGGUAGCCAAUAUAAUCCAGUUGGGUAUAGUUCGUCGCAUAGUGAAAACGUAAUUUAUCUGUGUUCAUUAUUGGUUUGGAAACUAGUCCAAUAAGAAAAAUUAAACAUGUUCAAGUAAUUUGCAAGUGUCAUAGCGCAAUAUGAGUACUUGUUUGCAAACAAUAAAAUUGUGUAAAGUUUAAAGAAUUAAUUAACGUUUCGUUAUACCUUUAAAGUGUGCCAGAGAAUUGUCUACUCAGUUCAAUCAUUGCACAGGUGUUUGUGUAUAAGUUAUUCUCCUUUGGUAGCGUUUAUAUUUUACAGUGUGAUGAUUUGGAAGUGAUUUACCUUUACAGAAUACCAACAAAUACAAAAAACUGGUUCCUGUUUGUAGAUGGACGCUAUAAUGCUGAACUAUCCAAUGCUGGUUAUAAUAAUAAUAAUAAUAUGUUGCGUGAGCGCAAUAGAAUCACAAUCGAAUUAUGAUUCGCAUGCAAAUUACAUCGAAUAUCAUGGACAAGGAUUGCCAGAGGAAGCAACUUUGGAUGGAAAGGUUACGAAACUUGAUGAUCUCAGUCCCAUUAUAUACCUUAACCGAACUAAAGCGGCCUUGAACUGUGCGGCCGGUUCUAUGCAAGUAGAGCUAAAGUUUAACGAAAAAUUCUACGGCACCGCUUACGCUAAUUUUGAUAGAAACAGUGUUUGUCAAAUUGCUGGAAAAGGAGAUACGCGUUACAGCAUUGAAUUACCUUUGAAAGGUUGUGGAACUGAACAGGAACCGCAACGUGUGUUUACCAACAAUAUUGUUGUGCGUUUUCAUCCGGGACUCGAGAUGGAUGGAGAUGAGAUUAUCACUAUAGUUUGCCGCUAUCCACCCCCUGUGGCACCCAUUCCUGCUAGCUUACCACCCUCAACAUCAAAGCGAUUGACUGAUAUAGUGCCGGCGUCAAUACUAGAACCACCACUCAAAGGAAUUCAAAUAUUGUUUGUUAUUUGUGCUAUUAUGUUCCUUACGUUAUUGUUGAUUGGGUUAGGGGUUUCCUAUUACUGCUUGCGCCGACAUCCAAUACCAACUGUCAGAAGAGUUCUACACGUUGGAAGCGGGUCUGAGAUAACAGCAGUCGAAACUGGAAGUAUAGGCAGCAUAUCAGGAUUGAAGUUGCCACAUGCACAUGUCGCUUUGCAACAGGCUCACAGUAUCUCUGGAAGUGAAGGCCCACUGAUUCCAUCUGAUUACCCAAGUGAAUCGCAGUCAGAGAAUGAAGAACUUGACACUGGAUCCUUACCCGUUAGUUCACAAGGCAGCUAUGAAAAUGGAGCUUUUAUUCAGGAUACAUCUAGUAUUCAUAGUGAGAAUUACUGCCACACAAAAGAGAUUCGAGCUGUGCCACAUUGUGAAGCUUCUCCCAAGUUCGAUAUUCAUGUGCGAGUUAAACGAAUUCCACCCCCAUUGACGUCAACACUAACAUCCGACAGCGAUAGUAGUACCACAAUCAACCGAAUCGAACGAAACAAUCUUUCAACUAUUCUGGAAUCAACUGAAGAUGCUAGAAGCGACAGUAUACUGACUCUAGAACCAUUACAAGAAGAAGAACACAUCCAGUUUAGCUACAAACCAGAAUUGCACUCAGCUCCUAAUCUCAUCAUGUCGUCACCAUCCCUUCCCAAACUAGCUUCGCAGCAUCACAUUCAACACAAUGCUUGGUCAGACAAUUAUACGAACGGACAACAUGGAUCUUCAACUCGUAGCAUUAUUUCACUAGGCACUGAGAUUACAGAUACGCAUUCCCUGACUGAAAUUAUUGAUUCCUCACACUUAUAUCCAAUAACUUAUCACGAUGUUGUCGACAUGCAGCACAAUGAAAACCUUCUUGAAUCUAACGUAAGCGCAGUAAAACAGAAUAAAAUUUCAUCUCAUGUUGUAGAUGACGUUUUUAUGCAAACAGUCACCGAGAAAACAACUGUCGAAGAUAUUGAGAGACACCAACGAAUGAUCACAGAGUAUAGAGCGAAACCCACAGUUGGCACAAAUUGGGCUAUUACCAUACGGAAUUAUCACGAAAAUCGCGCACCAGAAUGGGAAGACUUUUCAGAUACAUCGAGCGCAACCGGAAUAACAUUACAUCGGCAAGUGCCUACCCAAACGAAUAUACCAAGCUCAACGUACUUAUCCGAAAAUGGUGUGUCACUUCAUAGUCCGGAAAUGGUAUGUAAUAUGAAGCCUAUAGAGCUUCCGUUAGAAGAAAAGACUAUUUCCAAUUGGGAUGUUCUCAUCCGCGUGCUACAAGACGUUGAAAUCCCAGAUAUACCUAUUACAACUCUAGAACUGCAAAACAGCUGUGCAUCGAUACCAUUGGUUGGACAACUGAGUUAUGAUGACAAAGCAAAAUGGAAGGAAAUUAUUACUACUGAAUCAACUCUAAGAACUAUGCUGACCGAAGCCGUCGUUCGAGAAGACUUUGAAAGAAUUCGUACCGAUGCCCGUUAUGAGAAACUGUUCGAGCCUCAAUCUUGGGAAAUUAUAAUGCGCAUACUAGCUCCUCCAGAUGACACUGAAUUUAGGAAAACGAAAAAAAAGAAACGCGAAACAUGGGAUACGCGGUCUCGCAGAAGCUCACUGCCGACUUUAUAUGAAUACGAUAGCGAUGGAAGAUCAUCUGUUCGAACAAUUACACAAGAACCCAUUGUUGUGACAAGGCAGAAUAGAGAUAUUUACAACAGUUCAAAACCUCGCUCCAGAAAAACUUCCCGCUCUUCAUAUAGCUCAAAUAAUGUUGACUACCGUUCUUUGACAGAGGUAAUGGUUGACUUUGCUAAACCUAGAUACCCGGAGAAUUAUUCCGAAGGAAGCUCUUACUCUGCAAGGCAAUACUACGAAGAUUACGAGCAUCGAUCGAUGCAACAUUCUUCUAGCCAGCCAAGUCUUGUUAGGUCUGCUAGUGAAUUUACAGAACAGUGGAUUGCUCCUGAUAAUUACUCGUCCACGUUUAACGUAAGCCCACAGUUGAGUCAGCGUGAACGAAAUGUGAUGAUCGAAUCUCAUAUCGGAAAAAAACCACAAGUUGUUCCUAAAUAUGUUGAAACCAUAAAAACGAACCGCAGAUCUAAUGCUGAUGGGUGGUGAAAAAUAUUUACGAAAGUGGUGAAAAAUAUUUUAAAAUAGAAAAUUAACAUCAAAGUUAUCGAAAUGUGCCAAUAGCUAUAUGCAGUUUUUUAUCUAAUUUUAACAUUUAAAGAGCGAUUCGCAGACAUCUUAUACUGAAUUAUAUGUACUAACACAAAAUCAAACGAAACAUUCUUCGCAGUUGAACUAGCUGCGACAUAUAAGGCAGCAUUUUAUUGAGUUACUACUUAUUAUGUUGUAACGACAUUCAAUUAGUAAGAGACUUGAAGGUGUGAAGAUUUCUUAAAAAUUAAGAGCCGUAGUACGCAAGGGGGAGCAAGUAAAUGAAGGGAGAAAGUUUACGGGCAAGCUUAGAGUAUUGCGACGACUUAACCCUUUAUCUUCUACCACAGGAGUUUUUAGCAUUUAUUAAAUGCGAGUCACCUGAGUCUGCGGCAUGCUCGGACAAGUUGAAGCGACUUAGUACUACGCUGUCGGUACUUAUUUGUAUUAAAAAAAAUUCGCCUUCAAGUCCCUUGCAAAUUAUAUGUCGGCGCAACAUAAAAAGAAAAAGUUUGACUUACUUAUAGUCAAUAAUAUGAACAGAAAAAGUUUUUAUUUAAUAAAUUAACGCUUUCAAAUUUGCUGUUAGCUUAGCUUCACUACUCUCUAAGGAUACGACGAUUUUCGCUUAUUACUUGCUUUUGUUGUAACUUCGAUUAACCUUUUAAUAUCAUUGAAGAAGCAGGAAUAAAUGUUACUAGCUUUAAUUGUAGUGAACGAAAUAACACAAUGUUUGAACUCUCGCCCAAAAGUGUGCCGAUUUUUUUUACUAAAUACCGAAAUAUGUAUGCUUUCUACAAAUAAAGCAAAGCAAAUCUUGAAA